AUGGACACUAACGAGAGCGAGUUCUCGCAGGAGGACGUGCUGCCCAUCGCCAAGACGGCCAUCGAGUCUGCGUUGAAGGACACGGUGUACAACCGGAAGAAGGUGAUGGAUUGGUCCAACACGCUGGUCGCGAGCGUGCUCACGGGGCUGCAGAACCUCAACAAACCUUUCAAGUACGCGGUCACGUGCCUCAUCAUGCAGAAGACCGGCGCGGGGAUGACCACGGCGGCUGCGUGCUUCUGGGACCCGACCAUGGACGGCUACUGCACGGUGCUCUGGGAGAACAGCACCAUCUACUGCAUCGUGACGGUCUACGGCGCGGCGAUCUCCCCUUCAGCCAUCAAAGUCGACCAUUGA
Phytophthora sojae is the source of this 357-nucleotide messenger RNA. Its product is annotated as light chain dynein. The record is from RefSeq and is a predicted model, not a curated record. Gene Ontology annotation, cellular component: cytoplasmic dynein complex; cytoplasm. NCBI's taxonomy places the organism in Eukaryota, Oomycota, Peronosporomycetes, Peronosporales, Peronosporaceae. Gene Ontology annotation, molecular function: dynein intermediate chain binding. Gene Ontology annotation, biological process: microtubule-based movement. The coding region runs from base 1 to 357 and encodes 118 amino acids. The transcript is spliced from 3 exons.